CCCUCCGCCUCCGACGAGAAGAAGAAGAAGAGGGAGGAGAACUCCCCCUUCCCCUUCCCCUCCCCCUCCCCUCGCCUCCCCCCUCCCCCUCUCGGCCCCCAUCGCGAAACGCCUCCUCCAAAUACGACUUCGUCAAGGUGAAAGUGUGCUUGAGACAACGCGAUCACUACUACGUCCUCUCCAGGUUCCUUCUAAGUAGGAUGUUGACCGUCACGAAGAUUCCUAAUCAUGUUGCUGUCAAGAUUGCUCUUGAACUUAAAAAGCUGCUUGUAGACAACAGCCUCCUUGAUGUUUCACAGUCCGAUUUGGAAGCCAAUCUAUUUAAGCUGAUGGAGCGGCGGGGGUACGGUGAGGAGUACAUAAACCGGUAUAAGAUGAUGACAAAAUUUCAUCACCAAAGAGUUCCUUUCGUUAUUCUUGUGUGUGGAACUGCUUGCACUGGAAAAUCAACAAUUGCCACACAACUUGCUCAACGGCUUAAUUUGCCCAAUGUUUUGCAGACAGAUAUGGUGUAUGAACUACUACGCACAUCAACAGAUGCCCCUCUAACAUCAACACCUGUUUGGGCUCGAGACUUUAAUUCAUCUGAAGAGCUCAUUACAGAGUUUUGUAGGGAAUGCAGAAUUGUUCGUAAAGGCUUGGCUGGUGAUUUAAAAAAGGCGAUGAAAGAUGGAAAGCCUAUCAUCAUAGAGGGUAUACAUCUGGAUCCAAGUAUUUACUUGAUGGAUGAGGAAAAUAGAGAGUCAGUUGAGACAAAUAAAAAACGUGAAGAAUCUCAGCCUUCAGGAGAUAGUGGUGCAACACUAACAGAGCAAAGUUUCGAAAAUGGUUCUGGCCAUGAGAAGAAUUUUCUUCCUACAAAUGAGGAUCAAGAUGAUGAGAAUAUGAAAAUGUCUCCUGAGAUAGAAAGAACUGAGGAGGGGCUAUGUGCUGCUGAAAACAAGGAUUAUCAAGAGUAUAAUUAUCUUGCUGAGAAUUUCUCCAAGCCGAAAGAGGAAAUUCGUAAAGACUCAGAAUCACAAGGCAGUAAUCUUGUCAUGAAAAAAAUCUCUGCUGCUGAACCAAUAAUUGUACCAAUAGUUUUGCGGAUGGCUGAGUUUGAUCACAAGGCGUUGUUAGAGGAAUGGAUAGCCACUAGGAACUUUGGAGAUAAGUGUCUACUGCAGGAUCAUGAUAAGCUUAUCAGUAAUCUUAAAAUUAUCCAGGACUACCUUUGCUCUUUCGAAUCACAGGGACUGACGGUCAUUAAUAUUUCUGCGACUACAUUUCCUCAAACAUUGGAUUGGCUCCAUAGCUAUUUUCUUCAGUGUAUAGAGCGGGGCGUUUCUGCUGCAUCUUGCAAAGCUGUUAAACCGCCAGAAGAGAACUAGAUAGGCACUGUAUAGCUAAACUUUCAGAGGUAGUUACCUUAUACACUUUGUUUGCCUUGUAUGUGCAUUUAAUAUCUAUGUAUAUGUACAUGAGGCAUUAUUUAUGCAAUUCACAGCACCUUACACAAAUUUUCGUUUGCAAUCGAGGAAAAUUAAGUUUAAUCGCAGCAUGCCUACAUGCUUUCCCUUUUCUA
This is a messenger RNA of Ananas comosus (pineapple), 1564 nucleotides long. RefSeq lists its product as uncharacterized. The transcript is spliced from 15 exons. NCBI's taxonomy places the organism in Eukaryota, Viridiplantae, Streptophyta, Magnoliopsida, Poales, Bromeliaceae. The coding region runs from base 201 to 1370 and encodes 389 amino acids. The record is from RefSeq and is a predicted model, not a curated record.